Capsicum annuum is the source of this 1374-nucleotide messenger RNA. Its product is annotated as probable LRR receptor-like serine/threonine-protein kinase At3g47570. Lineage: Eukaryota; Viridiplantae; Streptophyta; Magnoliopsida; Solanales; Solanaceae. Bases 1 to 1374 code for a protein of 457 amino acids. The transcript is spliced from 2 exons. Gene Ontology annotation, biological process: protein phosphorylation. Gene Ontology annotation, molecular function: ATP binding; protein binding; protein kinase activity. The record is from RefSeq and is a predicted model, not a curated record.
AUGGAAUUCCUACAGAAAUUGGAGGCUUGCAAAAUCUGGCAAACCUUUCUUUUGAGACACAACAAGUUACAAGGAGAUAUACCUGACUCAAUGAGCAACAUGGUAGGUUUGGAAUUCCUAGACCUUUCUCACAAUAAUAUAUCUGGAAUCAUUCCUAAGUGUUUGGAGAAACUUCAAAACUUGAAGUAUUUCAAUGUUUCUGUCAACAAAUUGUAUGGUGAAAUACCCUCUGGGGGUCCUUCCAAGAAUCUAUCGAGUCAGUUUUUCAUCCACAAUGAAGCACUGUGUGGUUCUUCAAGAUUUCGGGUCCCGCCAUGCCCCACUUCAUCAAAGCACAAAUCAAAUAGGGAAAAAUUUCUUGUUCUUUUUCUUUUGCUCGCAAUUGCAGUUGUAUUUGUUACUAUGGACUUUGUGCUCCUAUGGAUAAGGUAUAGAAGAGGUAAAAGUGCGCCUCAACAAGCUGAGUCAUUGUCUAACAUAACACGAGAAAGAAUUUCAUACUAUGAACUGCUCCAAGAAACGGAUGACCUUAGUGAGAGUAAUUUGAUUGGUUUUGGAAAUUUUGGCUCUGUUUACAAAGGUAUUCUCAGAAGUGGAACUGCCAUUGCAGUUAAAGUGUUCAAACUGCAAAUGGAUGCGGCAUUCAAGAGUUUUGAUACGGAAUGUGAUGUUUUGUGCAGCCUUCGUCAUAGGAAUCUCGUUAAAGUCAUUACUAGUUGUUCCAAUCUUGAUUUCAAGGCUUUAGUGCUCGAGUAUAUGCCUAAUGGAAGCCUUGAGAAGUAUUUCUAUUCACACAACUACUUCCUUGACACCAAUCAGAGACUAAGCAUAAUGAUAGAUGUGGCAUGUGCUUUGGAAUAUCUUCACCAUGGGUGCUCGUUGCCUGUGAUUAACUGUGACGUGAAGCCUAGUAACGUCUUGCUGGAUGAAGAUAUGGUUGCCCACCUCAGCGACUUUGACAUCUCAAAACUGCUUGGUGAAGAUCAGGGUGAUUUGUACACUAAAACCAUAGCAACGUUAGGCUAUAUUGCACCAGAGUAUGGACUGGAUGGACUAGUGUCAACAAAGUGUGACGUAUACAGCUACGGAAUCAUGUUGCUGGAAACGUUUACUAAGAGAAAGCCUUAUGAGUUUGAGGGUGACCUUAGCUUGAAGCAUUGGGUGAGUUAUUCACUCCCAGAGGCAGUAAUGGACGUCGUAGAUGUCAACUUGGUGACACCAAUUGGCAAUCGCUUACAGAAGGAGCUAGAUGUUGUGGCAUCAAUCCUGAAAGUGGCAUUAGAUUGUUGUGCUGAAUCUCCGGCGAGAAGGACUAACAUGAAAGAUGUUGUAGCAAUGCUGCAGAAGAUCAAGAUUCAACUUCUUGCAUGUUGA